UCGAAGAAGGGGGCCGACGGUCGGGCUGUGUGAACACUGCAGUACAUGCGAGCGUACAGCAACCGCUCUCAGCCCGUGUCCGUGUCUCUGUGUGUGUGCGUGUGUGUGUGUGUAUGUGUGUGUGUUUUCUUUUUUCUUCCACACCAGCCAACGACACCGGAGGAAAACAGACGUCCGCGUUGUGAUUUGUAGCGGCGGAGAAGACCUCCACCGCGUCCGGACAUCCUAACUUUCCGUUGACCGCUGGCGGUACUACGGGGCUCCGGAGCAGCCCGUGCGUCGGGACUCACCGGUCAAAAAUGACAUGAAUGGUUGAGAGAAACGUGUCCGUGUGCCCGUGCGAGCCUCGUCAAAUAACCUUGCUUGUGCGCGGGGCUACCGAUGGAUUCUGUGGCUGUUAUCUCCUCGUUACCCAGCAGCGGAGGUCUGCUGAGGAUACCGCAUCAUGUACAAUUCACAGGGAUACCGUCGUGUUAAGGCUAUGCUAGCUGCUGCGACGCAGGUGCUGUGUGUGGCAUUCAACAGCAGAGGAUUUGGGAAAUAAGACCGAGCGCUGUGCAAGAACGGUUUUUCUGAUCUCAGACGUCGCAUCUGAGCCAAGGGUGCAGUGGGGGCCAGGUUGCUCUCAGGUCAGGAUAAGCCCGUCGCCAUGGAUGUGGACGAGGAAGAGAAUAUGAGUUCAAGCAGCACCGACGUUAAGGAAAACCGAAACCUGGACAACGUGUCCUGCAAAGACGGGGUGGGAGUGGCUGAGCAGCUCCCGAAUGGAAGUGGCCUGGGCAGUCGAAAGCGCCCCCUAGAGGAGGGAAAUAAUGGCCACACGCAUUCCAAGUUCCGGGCCAAGAAGCGCAAGAAAACGCCCGGGCCAGUCCUGCCCAAGAAUGCUCUGAUGCAGCUGAAUGAAAUCAAACCAGGUCUGCAGUACAAACUGCUGUCUCAGACUGGACCGGUCCAUGCACCAGUUUUUGUCAUGACUGUGGAGGUCAAUGGACAGAUGUUUGAGGGCAUGGGCCCUACCAAGAAGAAGGCCAAACUGAAUGCAGCGGAGAAAGCACUGCGUUCCUUUGUCCAGUUCCCAAAUGCGUCUGAGGCACACCUGGCCAUGGGCCGAACACUGACAGUGAACACAGACUUUACAUCUGACCAAGCUGACUUCCCAGACAUGCUCUUUAAUGGCUUUGAGACACCAGCCGCACCUGAAGAAUCCUUCUAUCUAGGCUCCAAUGGUAGCAACUCCUUAAAUUCACUAGGGGAGUACCCACUGCCCACACCACCUGGCAGUAACCUUGUCCAGGCCCCAUUGCCCCCUCCAUCUGCAUUCAGCUCGCCCUCCAGUGGCAAAAACCCAGUCAUGAUCCUCAAUGAGCUCAGGCCAGGCCUCAAAUAUGACUUUGUCUCAGAGAGCGGUGAGAGUCACGCCAAGAAUUUUGUGAUGUCAGUAACAGUGGAUGCACAGACGUUUGAAGGCUCAGGGCGCAACAAGAAGCUGGCGAAAGCCCGGGCAGCGCAAGCCGCCCUGUCUGCUCUGUUCAACAUGCAGCUCGACCAGACACCAUCCCGGCAACCCAUACCAAGAGAGGGAUUGCAGCUUCACCUACCCCAGGUUCUGGCUGACGCCGUGUCUCGCCUGGUGGUGGAUAAGUUCAGUGAGCUGACAGACAACUUCACCUCCCCCCAUGCGCGACGAAAAGUCCUAGCCGGGGUCGUCAUGACAACAGGGACAGAUGUGAAGGAAGCCCAAGUCAUCUGUGUCUCCACGGGAACCAAAUGCAUCAACGGUGAGUACAUGAGCGACCGCGGCCUGGCACUCAACGACUGCCACGCUGAGAUCAUCGCCCGACGCUCGCUCAUCAGGUACCUCUACACUCAGCUGGAGUUCUUCCUCAGCAACGGCAAGGACGACCACCAGAAGUCAAUAUUCAUGCAGUGUGACAAGGGAGGCUACAGGUUAAAGGACAACGUUCAGUUCCACCUCUACAUCAGCACCUCGCCCUGUGGAGACGCCAGGAUUUUCUCUCCGCACGAGGCCGGAGUGGAAGACCAAGGAGACAGGCAUCCCAACCGGAAAGCACGGGGUCAGCUAAGGACCAAAAUAGAGUCAGGGGAGGGCACCAUCCCCGUGAGAUCCAGCAACACCAUCCAGACCUGGGACGGUGUGCUUCAAGGAGAGAGGUUACUCACCAUGUCCUGCAGUGACAAAAUUGCAAGGUGGAAUGUGGUGGGCAUCCAGGGCUCUUUGAUGAGCUACUUCACCGAGCCCAUCUACUUCUCCAGCAUCAUCCUCGGCAGCCUCUACCACGCCGACCACCUAUCCAGGGCCAUGUACCAACGCAUUGCAGACAUCGAGGACCUGCCCCAGCAGUUCACCCUCAACAGGCCCCUACUCAGUGGUAUAAGCAAUGCAGAAGCCCGGCAGCCAGGCAAGGCACCGAACUUCAGCGUGAACUGGACCGUGGGUGACCAAGCCCUGGAGGUGAUCAAUGCGACCACAGGCAAGGACGACAUGGGCCGAGCUUCACGUCUCUGCAAACACGCCCUCUACAGCCGCUGGGUGCGCCUACACAACAAGCUGUCGUCCCUGUUGCGGAUCAAAGUGCUCAAGCCCAGCUCGUACCACGACGCCAAGCAGGCGGCCACAGAGUACCACUCCGCUAAGCAGGCGCUCAUCAAGGCCUUCCACAAGGCCGGCCUGGGGGCCUGGGUCAAAAAGCCCAUCGAGCAAGACCAGUUCACCCUCAGCUCCUGAGGGAGCCGGGAGACCAAGGGGUUCCCGAACCACCCACUCCUCCCUCCCUGACCCAGGCCUGAAAGCAAGAGAGCCCCUUAUUAACAACGUCUUCUUCCGUCCCAUGCGUGGGCUCGCACGUGCACUUUGUACUCGUGAGAAUGAACGUGCGUAGUUUCACAAACCAUCCAUAGCUCCAUCAUUCUCAUUCCUCAGAGGACCUCAUGCUGUUUCUCAUCGUAUUUUAUUUAGAUUUUAUCGGAUGGCGUCGUCCGUCUGCGUGUUUUUUUCUGUUCGAAAACUGGAAUGCGUUUUAUUAUUUUUCUCACCAUUUGGUGUUUUAUGUUUCCCAGAUAAAUUUUAAUCUUAUGCUGUAGACGUGAAAGAAGUUAUACAGUCCUGAGUGUAGCCGGGUUAGGGUGAAACGUAGGCAUUUGUUGACUAGAACCAACGUGUAUGGACCUAAAGAAAACGUAUAUAUACAUGCAAAAAUGAAUGGUAAACUUUAAUUUAAUGAAAAUCUUGAGGAUGUAAAUCUAAUACUUAUAAAAGAGAGCGAACAUAAAAUAGUUCCAUAUAAUGUGUGUUAUUUGGUCCGUUCCUUAGAGGAGACCACAUGCUCUUAGCCCUUGUAUUAAACAUGGACAUGCUACUAAAUGAAGUCGCCCUGUUUGAUUCACUGACUGGAAAGAAUAUACGCGAGGCAGGCGUGACAGCAGUUUAGCACACUUCUGUUGAUUUUUAUGUCACUCAUCCGUGCGUGUGUUUUCUGUAACUUAUUUUGUGUCGACUCUCAUUUCAUACUUGAACAGUGGGGGAGGGCGGUCGGGGUCGACGCCUCCUCUCUCGCCUGGGUCUUGGGGACAAGCUUUUCUGGGAGGUGCUGCACGUUGUAUUUUUUUCCUCGAUCUAAGCCAUGGCUUUGCAUGGAAACUGAACUGAGAGGCCUGCAGAGCAGAAAACACGCGAUGGGGAGCCCCGUGCGUCCAUCAGUGAAUGAUUUAGAAUGAAUGCCAGCAUCUUCCUCCACAGGCAGCUUUGAAUCUUUGUCUCUAUUUUCUAGAUUUCUCGUGAUCCUGAUUGUUUGGUUUUUAAGGGGCGGGGACAGGUUGUUCUGUUCGUUUCUUCGUUUGUUCGACUGUUUAUUUGUUUUUCUUAAAAUGUUUUAAGGGAUGGGGAUGAUACUGCAGUGAAAAUAACAGACCUCUCAGAUCUUGUAAUUAUGUCACGCUGUGGCAGGGAUCCACGAUAGCUGUCAGAUUAGCCGUCUACGUGCUGGAGCUGCCCGUGCAGCACGUGACACAUUGUUCCAGUAAGUAGUGAUUGUUCGAGAUGCAAACCUGUGGCAAAUCCUUCCACGUAAUUCUCUUAGGGAACCCUUAGAAUAGCAGUGCAGCGUCAUGCAAACCCCAGCCCCGCAUGAACGGACUCGUACGUAGACAUCGGGUCGACUCUGCCGGUAGAUCACAACCAAAUAUAUAUCACAGCGUGAUGUCACAUGCAUCCUCCUCUCUUACCUUCUUCAGUUAGAGACUCCCGUCUGUUUGUGACUCCUCCGCACCCCGAACGUCCUUUAAAUUUCUAAACGAGGACACGUUUCCAAGUAACUGCAGUGAAUUCCUGUUUCCAGCUGUAGGGGAAAUGGAAAAAAAACAAAAAAACAAAAAAAAAAAGAAAAUGUGUGUACAAUUAAUGUGUGUGCUCAGGUGUCUUUAAGCAUACUCUGUCAAAUUUUCACCAAAGAGGAUGAUGUCCAUGUGUGUUUCUGCCCCAGUAUUUUCCUUACUGAGCUUUCUUUUCCUUUUUUUUAAUAUUUCAUGCAAAACUUUUCGGCAUCCGCCCUUUACUGUCUCCUUUUUUUUUUGUUUGUUUGUAUUUCCACUCAACAGUGUUCCUUUGCUUUGUACAAAAAGUGAUGUAUCCAACCGAGUGUGGGUGGGGGGCAAUCGAACUGUCAGGCUUCUCUAGUGCAUCUGUAGCUGUCGGUGACCACGUGUAUAUUGUGACCUGCGAUCAUUAUUGCUACGAAAUAGUAGUUCUGUGUAUAUAAGGAGCAACAAAGGUGACAACGAUUCUUCCCUGUACAAUGGAGCCACCCCGAAAAAAAAAACCCGUUCCGAUCCUUCCUCUUGUUGCCGGGGUUUGUGAAGGUGUUGCUGUUCCUGAGUGAAGUACUUGUGGUUCUAUUUGACUCACCGGGCACCGUGAAGCAUGGCACCAACACUGCCGGGGGUUAACACGCUUCAUCCCCAUUGUAGCCACCCAUGUUUAAAAAGAAGAAUAUAUGCACUGUAAAGUGCCUCAGCUAAAAGUGGCAUCCACCAGCUGGCACAUGUGAUGUCAUGUAUGUACCUUACUAACUUUUUUUUGAGUCGGUGUUAGAGAAGCAGGAAGAAAAGGGAAUCUCCCAGUGUUGACUUAAGAGGUAAAGAGCUGGAAAUUAGGUUUUUAAAUCGGCGGGAUCCAGUCCUCCCUGGCAAACAGACCCAGACCAAAGUCAUGAGCAAUACUCCUGAUGUCUCCUCUGCUGUGAGCCCAUCACAAACAGGAGUCUGAACGAAGUCUCCCUCCCCUCCUCUCUCCUCCCCUCCGGUCGUCUUCUCUUCUGUUCUCUACAAAGCUGUCUGAAGUCUUUCUUUUCUUUCUUUUUGUAUAUUUCCCUCUAAAGACUGCCUGCUUCUAGAGUUUUGUUUGUUUUUUGACUGCACUAAAUAUGUCAACUGAUGAUGUCAUGAUAUAUAUAUAUAUAUAUAAAUAUAUAUAUAUAAAAAAAAAUUGAAAAUAACAAUAACGUCCCCGUUUCUGGAUCGGAUGGAUCGGACUAUGACGGCGAGGACUGAACCGCUUCUGCUUAACCCUUUUGUGAAUCUUCGAUGAUGAUCAGUGCAACCCCCCCUGACCCCCUACCGCCCCCCCCUCCCCCAGCUGCGCCCGUGGUGGGGUUAUGUUUUCGGGUUUCGUUUCACUGAACCCGGAGCUGGUCGGUGUUGGUUCACUCUGGGUAGCCCCCCCUCCUCCUCCUCCUCUUCCUCCCUCCCUACCCUCCCCUCCUCCUCCCUCUCUCCAGCUGUCCAGUGUGUGAAAUCCUCCACCAACGAAGAAAAAAAACCACAACCUUGCAUGUUCUACAACACUGAAGCUGCACCUAGCAUGAUGACAAACUUUUAAAGGACUCGUGUAGAAGAAAAAAAAAAAACAGCUAAAGAUAGAUAUAUAAAACGAACAAAAAAGAAUAAAAGAGUUCUUAGUUUACUUUU
Messenger RNA from Mugil cephalus (flathead mullet), 5982 nucleotides. RefSeq names its product adenosine deaminase RNA specific B1b (gene adarb1b). The record is from RefSeq and is a predicted model, not a curated record. Gene Ontology annotation, molecular function: double-stranded RNA binding; double-stranded RNA adenosine deaminase activity; tRNA-specific adenosine deaminase activity. The transcript is spliced from 13 exons. Gene Ontology annotation, biological process: RNA processing; adenosine to inosine editing. The coding region runs from base 650 to 2746 and encodes 698 amino acids. NCBI's taxonomy places the organism in Eukaryota, Metazoa, Chordata, Actinopteri, Mugiliformes, Mugilidae. Gene Ontology annotation, cellular component: nucleolus; cytoplasm.